Drosophila bipectinata is the source of this 3364-nucleotide messenger RNA. RefSeq names its product popeye domain cAMP effector bves (gene bves). Gene Ontology annotation, biological process: striated muscle cell differentiation; regulation of membrane potential; heart development. The record is from RefSeq and is a predicted model, not a curated record. NCBI's taxonomy places the organism in Eukaryota, Metazoa, Arthropoda, Insecta, Diptera, Drosophilidae. Gene Ontology annotation, cellular component: sarcolemma. Gene Ontology annotation, molecular function: cAMP binding.
CGGUCAGCCUGCAGUCACACUGUUUUCCAGCCGCGCUGCUUGUGUUUUGUCGUUUCCCGUUACUAGAAGUUUAACAACAAAAAACUAUGACAAAAAAACACGGGCAUUCAGUAAACCGCCGGGAAAAAUAAUCGCGAGAUGAUUGAUUAAUAUCUGGAUAUAUUGGCCAACACUCGUCGAACCGGAAAACGAAAAAAAACCGUGAUAUCUGCUGCAGCUGCCCAAACGAUGCAACAAUGUGACAGGCAGCAGCAGCAGCAGCGGCAACAUCAACAUCUGCUAUUCAAGAGCCAGCAGCAGCAGCGAUACCAACAAACAACAAUUCUAUACAAUUUUUUGGCUUAAAAAUUAAAAAAAAUAUUCCGAAGCAAAUUUUUAAUUUAAAAAAAUCAGCCAUAAAAAUAACAGUUGGAAAACAAGUUAAAAAAAAACAAUAAUUUUAAAAAAUAUUUCUUUGCUUAGCAAAUACAUAAACCAAGCGGCUACGAAGCAGAGACCCUAACCACUGGGAACACACGAGAAACAACAAAAAGGUGCAAUAACAACAAAAAGAACAAAAAUAUACAAGCUUAGACACAAACCAAACUAUUUUAAAGCGAAUGCAAUAACCCAACUGAACCCAGAGAGAAAGAAAUUAAUUUUAUUAAAAAAAUCAAUAAUAAAAAAUUAAAAAAAAGAAAAUUUGAUUAAAAAAAAUAUAAAAUUUUCGUUACUAACUUUGCUGCUUAGCUAAGGCACGAACCCAGCUAUUACAACAACCACUGAACCCACUGGGCAACAAAAACGCUGGAACUUGAAGAUCAUUAGGAUUUUAUUUGGAGAGCGACAGACUGAAAGAGUGGCAGGAUCAGGAUCAGCAGCUGGAUCUGGAUCUGAAUCUGGACUGGGAUCAGGAUCAGAAUCAGGAUCGGUAUCGGUAUCGGGAACCGAGGAGAUGCCAAGCACUGCUGGUAGUGCCGCUGGAGUUGGAAUGGGCGCCUUAAUAAACAGUGCUGGUAGCAGUGCCGGCAGUGUGAUGGGAAUUGGCAGUCUGGGUGCCAGUUCGUCGGGUAAUCCCGGACCCGGAUCGGUUGGUCAGAGCGAUGCCUCCGGCGCAGCUGGCACCCUGAUAGCGCAGAGCACGGCGGGAACGAGUGCCGCCAGCAGCGGUACCAUCACCUGGGACAACAACGGCACCCUGCGCUCCAUCAAUCCCGGCGACUGGUCCAUCGAACAGUGCCUGGGCUGGCAGCAGCCGCAUCAACUAUAUUUCCAACUGGGCUGGGCCUUUCUCUUCCUGGCCUUUCUGGCGCCACACGGCCCCUUCGGCUCGUUGUGGAUGCGGGCCAUGCUCCUGAUCGGCUGCCUGAUGAUGGGAAUGCACGGCUAUCUGGUGGCCUGUACGCCGGACGUGGUGCUCUGGUCGGGCAUGGGAUUGUUUGUCAACUUCAUCUACCUGGUGGUGGUGCUGUGCCGGCUAAGGCCCGUGAGAUUCGAGCAGGAGAUUGAGGCGGUGUAUCUGGCACUGUUCCAGCCCCUGCACGUGACCCGGCAUCAAUUCAAGAAGGUACUAAACUGCAUGAAGGUGAUACGUGCCCUGAAAUACCAGGAGGUCUACGCCCAGGAGAAGGUCACCAAGGUCGAUAGCCUUUCUCUGGUGUUGAGCGGCAAAUUGGUGGUUUCACAACAUCAGCGAGCCCUGCAUAUUGUAUUUCCCCAUCAGUUCCUAGACUCGCCGGAAUGGUUUGGCGUCUCGACCGAUGAUUACUUUCAGGUCUCUAUCAUGGCCAUGGAAGAGUCACGAGUCCUCAUCUGGCAUCGUGACAAACUAAAAUUGUCAAUUAUGGCUGAGCCCUUUUUGCAGACCGUUUUUGAUCAUAUACUUGGCCGGGAUGUGGUCAAAAAAUUAAUGCAGGUUACACAGGUGAGCGAAUCGAUAGCCAGCAAUGGCUUUUUGCCCUCGGGUGGUUAUGCGGAGGAUGCCGAGGAUAAGCCCAUGCUGAUCCUGAAAAAGAGUGUGGACGUGGGCCAUGGACUGACGGCCCUAAUCAACCGGCAGUUGCAGGAAGAGCAUGUUCCUUUACUUGGUCGCACGUAUAAACAACAACAACAACAACAACUACUACUGCAACAACUUCAACAAGUACAACAACAAAAACAACAACAACAACUACAGUCAACAACAACAACAGCUACAUCAGCAACAACAACAACAAGAGACAACAACAUCGAGCAAAGUGCAAUUUGAAAAAAAUCUUACAAUGCCUGCAGCUGCUCAACUUGCCACAAAAAAAAAAUGAGAAAUCUAAAAAAAAAAAAAAAUAUUCAACAAAAUCCAACCACACUCCUGCACCCUUUUCAAUCAACCAAUCAUCAAUCAACGAACAUCAGUCAACGAUCAUCAAUCAAAGAUCAUCAUAGUUCUCAUCCAUCAUUCAUCGCACAUCCCAACGCAUCCAUCGCAUCUUGAGCAUUUUAAAAACUUAAAACUCACCUAGCAUAGAAACCUAUCACUUAAAAAAAAAACAAAAAACUCACUCUAAAAACUAAACAAACAUUUCAAACAUCGAAUUCUUCUAAAUAGCUAACUUUGUAUAACCCAGAAAGCUAAACAGAAAAAAAACCUGAGACAGUAAUCCAAACAAAAACCCAGAGACUUGAUUUUUUAUGUAAACUUUUUUAUAAUUUUGUUUUUGUAAAAAUCACUUAUCACUCGCAAAAAAAAAUUAAGGAAAAAUUGAGUAAAGUAAAUUUUCCACCACUGCGGAAAUGUACGCAAAAAAAAAUUGGAUUCGAUAAGUGUUAUAGAUCAAAACCAGUUAUUGGAAGCUUUGUAAUUUAUGUGCGAGGUAAACAUUAUACCAUUAUUAUUGAAUUAUCAUUGGGGUUUCGUGAAGUUGUUCACCGACCAGUCACACUCUCAUAUGAUUGCUCAUGAAUUAGUUACAGUCAAGUGGAAUUGAAUUUAAUUCUGGCAGUUAGCCAAGGUUUGGGAUUUGAAAUUAAUUGAUUCGGAGUCGGAUUUGAUGUGGAAUUUUGCUAAUAUAUUACGAAAUUUGAUUACAAACAUGAAGUUAUUUUAUAUAUUUGACAUUAAGUUGGCUUAGAUUGAUUAAUUGUUAAUCAUCUAUACAUUUUGUUCAACAAAUGAAUAAUUUUAUAGAUUUACGAUGUAGAGUGACAAGUAUCAUUUAAUUUUUGUUCGAAUUUGAAUUUUAUUCCAUGGAAAUUUACUGUGCUGGCACAUCACAAAACCUAGAAAGGCAAUCCGAAAUAUAUAUUAUUCAUUAACACAUUAAUAUCUUAUUUAUGCAUAUGUUACCUUCUACUUCAACUUUUCUUCUUUUUUUUUUUUUUUUGUUUGUUGUGUGUGUUUUGAUUUGCU